AUUUUGGAUGUACGGCUGUUUUGUUUUUUUCUUCAUAGUUUGUUUAUAUAGUGUUGUGAAGUACUGAUUAUAUUAAGUAACAAGAAUCUAUGGAGUCGAUGGAGUAGCUUUUAGAACUGUUCAAACAGUGCUAUUUAGAAAUUUCGUUUAAAAUGCCUAAAAGAGGUAGCCGAGAUGUGGAAGGAACAAUUGUAAAAAAGAAAGCAGCAAACCGUCCACGGGUAGCAUCAAAUGGCCACCGACUUCCAGAUCCCAUCCCAGCCGGAGAAAUGCUGACAGAUGUGAUGAAGAGAAAGUGGAAACUGGGAAGAUCAGUUGGACUUGGUGGUUUUGGUGAAAUUUAUUUGGCUUCAGAUAAUGUAUCAAACAUUGUAGGACCAGAAGCUUCAUAUGUUAUUAAAGUUGAGCCCCACAGUAAUGGCCCACUUUUUGCUGAGAUGCAUUUCUAUCAUCGUGUUGGAAAAACAGAACAGAUUGAUGAGUGGGUGCUGAAGAAGAACCUGGACUUUUUAGGAAUGCCAAGAUUUAUUGGUUCGGGCUCGCAUGAAUACCAUGGUGUCAAGUAUCGCUUCAUGGUAAUGGAAAGAUUUGGGGAAGAUCUACAAAAGUUACUCAACAGAAAUAAAUUGUUCCCAGAAAAAACUGUUUUCACUUUAGGCAUUAGAAUUCUGGACAUCUUAGAAUAUAUACAUAGUUUUGGAUAUAUUCAUGCUGAUGUUAAGGGGUCUAAUCUGCUUCUAGGAUUUGGAAAGGGCAGAGAAAAUCAGGUGUAUCUUGUGGAUUAUGGAUUAGCUUGUAGAUAUAACACUAGUUGUGGUAUACAUAAAGAGUAUAAGGAAGACCUUCGUAAAGCUCAUGAUGGUACUAUUGAAUUUACGAGUAGAGAUGCCCACAUUGGAGCUCAUUCUAGAAGGGGAGAUCUGGAGAUUCUGGGGUACAACAUGCUUCAGUGGCUGUGCAGAAGACUACCUUGGGAAGAUAAUCUUAAAAACCCAGAGUAUGUUAGUAAAGAAAAGUCUCGGUACAUGUCUGAUGUCAUUUCAUUAAUGAAAAAAUGUUUUGGGAUUAGUAGAUGUCCUGAAGGAAUCCAAGAAUAUAUGCAGUACGUAGCAAAUCUUAACUUUGAAGAAGAACCAAACUACGAACACUGUCGGCAAAUCUUAAAACAAUCAAUCAAAAGAGCUGGAUAUAAGGAUGAUGGAAAACUUGAAUUUUCUCUUCCAAGUAAACUGAAUAAGGCUAAUAAGUCUCCAAAGAAAAGAAUAACAAGUCAAGGAAAACAAACACCUAAAAGAAAACAAGCACAAAGAAUAGCAUCCUCAGAGUUUGCAGAUGGAAUUAUAAGUGAAAGACUAAGAAUAAAAAAAGCAGUUUCAGACACGCCUGAGCUUACAUCACACUCUCCUUCUGAGAACAUAUUAAAUGGGAAUGGAAGUCCUAUAGAUAAUCCAACUCCUGCCAUGAUUAUGGUAAUGCAACGAAAACAAGAACUUCAACAAAAGCAAAAAAUGGUCAGGAAAAGUAAAAGCUUUCGGCAACCAAACAUUCUCCAUUCAGCUAUAAGAACUAAAUCUUCCAAUAAUUUGAAUAAGAAGUCUUUAAAGAAUGCAUCGUUGAGAAGGUUGUCACCCAGAUCUAAAAGCAUUACAAAGACAAGCAAAACAAGGGCAACUACUUCCAAAACAUCACCACUUGCCUCCACAGCAGCACUGAACAAUUCUUGUAGUCCCGAAGUCUAGUACUGAUGACUCUGUAGUCCCUUCUCUAAUGUACAGUCAAAGUUUUUGCAUUUAUUGCAACAAGAAUAUUUUAUCAAUGAUGGCUCUUCCCAGCACAACUUUUUGAUGUUUGUUUUGUUGUCAGUUUUUAGAUGCAAAAUUGGUGUCAAAAUUGGUAAAAAGUAUAAAGACUGGAGGGUGAUGUUUCAUCAACAGUAAAUUGUGUUGUCAGUUGCUAAGUUACUAACAUUCCCUUUAUGUAUGCAAGAUUUGCAGAAAUUUUAAUAAUGUAUGUACAGACCAAAUCAAUACUUUACCUUAGUUGAAACAGUCAAA
Molecule: messenger RNA, 2054 nt
Organism: Limulus polyphemus (Atlantic horseshoe crab)
Lineage: Eukaryota; Metazoa; Arthropoda; Merostomata; Xiphosura; Limulidae
Product: serine/threonine-protein kinase VRK1-like
Exons: 13
Coding region: 153-1739 (528 amino acids)
Biological process (GO): signal transduction; peptidyl-serine phosphorylation
Cellular component (GO): cytoplasm; nucleus
Molecular function (GO): ATP binding; protein serine/threonine kinase activity
Source: RefSeq, a predicted model, not a curated record